AUGCGCAUAUUCUAUGAUGUGCCCAUGUCGCGAGUCAAGUUCAAUGCGAACACUGAGUACGCAUACCUGCAGAAUUUCAAGGUAUUACAGAACACGUUCGCCAAGCACCAUGUCGACAAGCCCAUCCGCGUCGAGUCGCUCGUAAAGUGCAAGAUGCAGGACAACCUCGAGUUCCUCCAAUUCGUCAAGCAGUACUGGGACCAGCAUUUCCCCGGCCACGAGUACGACCCCGUCGCCCGUCGCAAGGGCCAGGGAGGUGUUGCCACCGGAGCCACGCCUGCACCCCGCGCCGCCGCAUCCACUGCCCGGAGAGCACCAGCUGCUAGCAACACGGCUGCGCCUAGGACACGCACACCGCUUGCCUCUGGGGGAGGAGCCGCCAGCGCUGCUCUGCGCGAGGAGAACAGUGCUCUCAAGGAGACUGUCACAGGCCUCGAGCGCGAGAGGGACUUUUACUUCAGCAAGCUGCGCGACAUUGAAUUGCUGAUCCAGCAAGCAAUGGAGGCCGACCCCGAGCUCGAGAAAGAUGAGGGGCUGCUCAAGCAGAUCCAAAACAUUCUCUACUCCACCGAAGAGGGCUUCGAGAUCCCACCGGAGGCUGAGGGUGAGGGUGCGGAGGAGGAGACGUUCUAG
Molecule: messenger RNA, 633 nt
Organism: Alternaria hordeiaustralica
Lineage: Eukaryota; Fungi; Ascomycota; Dothideomycetes; Pleosporales; Pleosporaceae
Exons: 4
Coding region: 1-633 (210 amino acids)
Biological process (GO): protein localization to microtubule plus-end; spindle assembly; regulation of microtubule polymerization or depolymerization
Cellular component (GO): microtubule plus-end; cytoplasmic microtubule; spindle midzone
Molecular function (GO): microtubule plus-end binding
Source: RefSeq, a predicted model, not a curated record